UGUUUAGAAAGAAACACCCUGUAUAUUUACAAUUCUUCCUGUUUAGUGUAGAGAGCUAUAAAUAUCGUGAGCUGGCAACCUCAUCAGAUGGAAAGAAAGAAUUACAGGACGCUCAAGGAGGGAGACGCCUAUCAGCUUCAUGGAAAACCAAUAUAGGAGAACCCAUUUAUAAUAUUCAGGUUAUUCAGUCGUUAGAUAGAGAGGAGCCAGCCUUAAUCAGUGUACUCUCAAGACAAACAUUAACAAUACUCCUAGAUACAGGAUCUGUGAAUUGGAGUAUGAGGUUUGAUUACACUCCAGUCACUCAACUUAGCUACCCUUCACUUGUACAGGACUCAAGAAUAAUAACUCUUAUCGUCUCCAACUCUAAUACUCUUCAUGUAUAUGAUAACUCAACACUCAAAUGGGCUGCCCAGCUACCCUGCCUUCCUAGAAGCCUUACCCUUGGUAAAUUCUGGGACAGUGUUAUUUCUUCAAGAAGAGAAGGUCUUCUUGUCCUGCUAGGAGAGGCAGGGGAUGAGGGGGAUGAGGAGGGGGCAGGGGGGGAGCUAUCAGUCUGCUAUCUAGGGACAAAUCCUGCCCUGCAUACUCCACCUCCCCCAGAUAGCAGAGAGGUUAAUUACGAGGAAACUGACAGGGAGCUGACAAGACUCUCUUCAAUUAUACGGCAGAAUCAAAAAGAAGGAGUUAAAGUGGAGAGUAAAAAGUCGUCACCACUCAAGGUUGAGGUUUCUGUUUCUAGCCAACUUGAACUUUGUCAUUUUCCAUCCCGUGUUCUUGAAGUUGAGCCAGCAGUUCCUAUGGUUGGUCUGGUGAUUAAACUAUCCACUACCUCACCUCUUACUAGGUAA
Eurytemora carolleeae is the source of this 851-nucleotide messenger RNA. Its product is annotated as protein PTHB1. Lineage: Eukaryota; Metazoa; Arthropoda; Copepoda; Calanoida; Temoridae. The transcript is spliced from 8 exons. Gene Ontology annotation, cellular component: BBSome; membrane. The coding region runs from base 279 to 851 and encodes 190 amino acids. Gene Ontology annotation, biological process: cilium assembly. The record is from RefSeq and is a predicted model, not a curated record.